AGCCGGAGGCGAUGGAGACGCUGUCCUUCCCCAGGUACAACGUGGCCGAGCUCCUGGUCCACAUUCGCAACAAGAUCCUCACGGGGGCCGACGGGAAGAACCUGUCCAAGUCGGACCUGUAUCCAAACCCCAAGCCCGAAGUCUUACAUGCCAUCUACAUGCGGGUGCUGCAGAUGGUAUACGGGACCCGGCUGGAACACUUCUACAUGCUGCCCGUCCGCUCGGAGGUGGCGUUCCCGCAGAUCAUGGAGGGCUUCCUGCCCGUCAGCAACCUGUCCCUGCACCUGGACUCCUUCAUGCCCGUCUGUCGGGUCAACGACUUUGAGAUCGCGGAUAUUCUGCACCCAAAAGCCAAGCGGACCACCCGUUUCCUCAGCGGCAUCAUCAACUUCAUCCACUUCCGGGAGGCCUGCCGGGAGACCUACAUGGAGUUCCUGUGGCAAUACAAAUCGUCCAUGGACAAGAUGACUCAGCUGGAGAGCGCCCACCAGGAGGCGCUGCAGCGGCUGGAUCGCCUGGACUCGGUGCCCGCCGACGAGCAGGCGGAGUUCCAGCAGCUGUCGGACGACAUCCAGGCCCUGCAGCGGACCCUGAGCCAGGACUUCCGGCAGAAAACGGCCGUGCUGCAGGAGGCGAACGCGCAGAAGAAAUCGGACAUCUCGGAGAAAAUCAAGCGCCUGAACGAGCUGAAACUCUCGCUGGCGACCUCCAAAGAGCUGCAGGACAGUCUCAAGACCAAGAUUGUCGAUUCCCCAGAAAAGCUGAAGAACUUCAAGGAGCGGAUGAAGGAGACGGUCCAGAAGCUCAAAGCCUCCCGGCAAGAGGUGAUGGACAGGUUCGACGUGUACCGCGACUCGGUGGAGGGGCUGCCCUCGUGCCAGCUGGAGGUCCAGCUGUACCACAAGAAGGCCCAGGAGCUGGCGGACAGCAGGGACAGGCUGGCCCAGACCGCCAAGGAGAGCCUGACCCUGGAGGACCAGAUCGAGAGCGCCCAGCUGGCCCUGAAGAAGCUGAAGGCCGAGGAGAGCGCCCUCCGGCGGCUGCUGGUGGCCAGGAAGGAGAAGCUGGCCACCGCCCAGCUCCGGAUGACCAGGAAGCAGGAGGACGCCGAGGAGUACAAGCGCACGGUGCUCGAGGACUGCGGGAAGGUGCAGGAGAAGCGGGGGGCCGUGUGCGAGCGCGUGGCCGCCAUCUCCCAGGAGGCGCAGCGCGUGCGGCUCAGCACCCAGCAGCUGCGGGACACGGCCGAGCGGGAGCGCCUCAAGGCCCGCGAGAUCUUCCUCAACCUCAAGGCCGGGCUGGAGAAGUACCACGAGGGGCUGGAGCGGGCGUCGGCCGAGGGGCGCCAGGCGCUGCUGGGGAGGGUGGCGGCGCUGAGGGCGCGGCUGUACCGGCCCGACAGCUGAGGGCCC
Molecule: messenger RNA, 1412 nt
Organism: Sorex fumeus (smoky shrew)
Lineage: Eukaryota; Metazoa; Chordata; Mammalia; Eulipotyphla; Soricidae
Gene: NUF2
Product: NUF2 component of NDC80 kinetochore complex
Exons: 13
Coding region: 12-1406 (464 amino acids)
Biological process (GO): meiotic chromosome segregation; mitotic spindle organization; kinetochore organization
Cellular component (GO): kinetochore; Ndc80 complex
Molecular function (GO): protein-containing complex binding
Source: RefSeq, a predicted model, not a curated record